Molecule: messenger RNA, 2040 nt
Organism: Microthlaspi erraticum
Lineage: Eukaryota; Viridiplantae; Streptophyta; Magnoliopsida; Brassicales; Brassicaceae
Source: the annotation of a GenBank genome assembly
AUGGGUCGAAGCGUUCUCUUGCCUAUCUUCUUGGUCGUUCUCAUGGCCAUCAGUUUUGUCUCUGUGUCCGGACAAAUAUGCGUGGACAGUGCAGGCACAUUCAGAACUAAUUCUACUUAUGACUCCAACCGUCGACUCAUCCUCUCGUCUCUUGCCUCUAAUGUCACGGCUCGAGACGGAUUCUUCUACAACUCCUCGAUCGGUGAAGAACCAAACCGAGUCUUCGCAAUGGCCUUAUGCAUCCCUGGAUCUGAAUCAAAGGAAUGCUCAGAUUGCAUAGCCGACGGUGUUACCGAGCUGAUAGAGACCUGUCCUAACAAAACAGAGGCCUAUUCAUGGCCAGGCGACGAAACUCUCUGUAUGAUUCGUUACGCGAACCGUUCCUUCUUCGGAUCGAUCAAGCUGGAGCCACACUUUGUAAGGUACAAUGGCGCAAGCAUCACGUCGAAUGUUGCGGACUUCCACAGAAUUUGGGAUGACUUCAUACUUCAAAUGUUAGUUUCGGCUUCCUCAGGAGGAAAUGGAGUUUCAUCAUCUUCUAGUGGUAAGUAUUAUGCGGCGAACCUGGCGUCAGUGACGACGUUUCAGCGAAUAUACGCGGUGAUGGCAUGCACUCCGGAUUUAUCUCCCAGGGACUGUGAUGGUUGUCUCCGAGCAAAUAUUCAGAGCUAUCAAGAGUGUUGCCGUAUGAAUAUCGGCGGUGCUACUCGGAGGCCGAGCUGUUAUUUCCGGUGGGAUCUUUAUUCUUUCGUAGGAGCUUUUGAUAAUAUCACCUCCGCAGAUCCUCCGCCACCACCCGGUGAUGGAGACGGUCCAGCGAAGAAAGAGUCUCCGCCGCCAUCUUUGACCGGUGAUGGAAACGGUCCGGCGAAGAAAGAUAGCGAAUUUCUUUCAACAGCAGCUAUUGUGAGUAUUGAUCGUUUUCCUGUUGCUCGCCUUUGCGUUUACGUUUUACCGGAGGAGAAAAUCGCACCAAGAAGAAGUUCAGCUGGUAUACUUUCUGCAGCUGGUGAUGAUAUUUCAACAACACAGUCACUGCAAUUCAAUUUUAAGACGAUUGAAGCUGCAACUGAUAAGUUUUCAAAGAGUAACAAGCUAGGUCAAGGUGGAUUUGGUGAAGUCUACAAGGGUAUACUUCCAAAUGGAACUGAAGUAGCGGUGAAGAGACUUUCGAAAACAUCAGGACAAGGUGCACAAGAGUUCAAGACAGAGGCUGUUCUUGUAGCAAAGCUUCAACAUCGGAAUCUCGUCAGGCUUCUCGGGUUUUGUCUAGAAGGAGAAGAAAGGAUUCUCGUCUACGAGCUAGUUCCCAACAAGAGCCUCGAUUAUAUAUUGUUUGACCCUAAAAAGCAAAGGCAGUUGGAUUGGACAAAACGAUAUAAGAUCGUUACAGGGAUUGCUCGAGGAAUUCUAUAUCUUCACCAAGAUUCACGGCUUACAAUCAUACACCGUGACCUCAAAGCUAGUAACAUUCUAUUAAGUGCUGAUAUGAGCCCGAAGAUAGCGGAUUUUGGCAUAGCCAAGAUUAUUGAGAUUGACCAAACUCUAGACAAUACAAAUAGAAUAGUUGGAACAUACGGUUAUAUGUCUCCUGAGUACGCAAUGCAUGGACUGUUCUCUACAAAAUCUGAUGUCUAUAGCUUUGGGGUCUUAGUUCUCGAAAUUAUUAGUGGAACGGAGAAUAGCAAAUUCCACCAAAGAGAUAGUUAUGCUAGCAACUUGGUCACACAUGCAUGGAAGCUUUGGAGCAAUGGUUCGCCUUUUGAGCUAGUUGACCCCGCUCUUGGAGAGAGUUGUGACAUCAGUGAAGUUACCAGAUGCAUCCAUAUCGCAUUGUUAUGUGUUCAAGAAAAUUCCAUGAAUCGUCCAGAUUUGUCAACAAUCAUCUUGAUGCUUACAAGUAACACAAUUACCUUACCGGUGCCUCACCAACCUGGAUUUUUCUUCGAAACCACACGCACUCAAAACCUAGCAGCUGAAGAUAUGGAGACAGGUCAAUCUAUCAAUGAUAUAACAGUUAGUAAUUUAGAUACUCGUUAA